Messenger RNA from Nymphaea colorata (pocket water lily), 1547 nucleotides. RefSeq names its product rRNA biogenesis protein rrp36-like. The record is from RefSeq and is a predicted model, not a curated record. NCBI's taxonomy places the organism in Eukaryota, Viridiplantae, Streptophyta, Magnoliopsida, Nymphaeales, Nymphaeaceae. Bases 193 to 1167 code for a protein of 324 amino acids. The transcript is spliced from 3 exons. Gene Ontology annotation, biological process: male meiosis II.
GCAAAAAGGCCCGAAAGAGCCAGCUACUGAGCUAAGUUCAUCCCCUUCUUCUCCUCCUCCUCUGCCUGCUUCUUUUCACAGCUCUCCAACCAUGGAGACCAAUUCUUUCCUCGUCUCAUAAAGCCAGAAGCCCCUAAAUCACUCUCCUCAGGCACUGCCCCCCUCCACACCAAAAAAAAAAAAAAACCGAGGAUGGGUUGCUUCAUUGCUUGUUUUGGUGGUUCCAGUGGAAGAAAAGGGCGAAAACCGACGCCCAAAGGCCUACCGAGGAACACUCUGCCAACUUAUUCCUUGAAGCCUCCAACUUCUUCCUUGAAGCCAACCACAGAAGAGACCCUCCAAGGAUGUUCAUUUUUAGAACCAAGGGAAAAGCCAGAGAAACCAGGGGUCCUGAUCUCUAGAUCCCCGAAAAAGGUUACUUUUGAUCUUCAGGUCAGAACCUACGCAGAGGUUCCAUCUCAUGAAGAGCCAGAUUUUUCAUCGGACGAAGAAAGUAAAGGAGCUAAUGAAAAUGAACUAGAAGAAGGAAAUGAAAGCCAAUCCUUGACGUCCUCUGAAGACCACUCUACAACUUCCACCACCUGUUCAUUCCCCACUUCUCAUAGAUACCAAAAUUGCAGGUACAGUGACGAUGAGGAUGACAGUAUUGAUGAUGGCGAUCUUAGUGAUGAUGGCCUCAGCGAUGAUGACGUUGCUGAUGAUGAACAUGAAGACUUGUUUGAAUGGUAUUCCUCUUCUUCAUUUGAGUCACAAUCGAAAAGCGUCUCCCCUGAACCUGCGAAGACAGAAGCAAAUGAGUUGGUCACCAGACCAACUGUGGCAGUUGGUCGUGUCCGAGAUCGGAGUCAAUAUGUUCAUCCUGUUCUGAACGCCGUUGAAAAUCGAUCGCAGUGGCAAGCACUAAAAAGCAAAGAAUCUAAGAAUGCAUCCGUAAUAAAAGAGAGGAAGGAAAACAUCCCCCGCAAGCAGGAACCAGUUUCCAAGUUCAGUUUGGAUCCAAGGCAGGAACCGCGAGUCGAUGCUAGUCUCUCAAGCUGGUUAGUACCCAGUGAACCAGCCAAUUAUGCCGCUGCCCCUGUAAAUAUUUAUGUAAAAUCUAAGGAUGGUACCUUUAGCUCCAGUAAGACUGAAAACAGACCAGUUUUGGUUGAUGUAAAAACUACAUGAACAACUAUUCGAUGAGCUCCUCCGAAUCACGGCAAGAAGUCACGAAGCUAAAGGAAUGUCAAGUUCGAGUAGUAAUGCAGAUAUUUUAAGUGGAAUAUACGGACAGUUGGAAGCUUGCAUUUGCGUUGCAGGACGGAAUGAACUGGAAUUCAAGAGCCAGUCUGAAAAGUGGAGUUGUGUUGUAACUGGUUGUAUCAUUAGAUAUUGCAUUUAUUCUUUGUGAAAAUUUCCAAAGAGAGACGACAAUUUGGAAAUUUAUCAGUGUCAGGUUCAGUUUCUGUUGGUAUGCAUCUCCGCGUCUUUCGUUGCAGUUUGUACCAGAAGUCAAAUAGGUUGUAUUCUAUGAUUCAUUUGAAACCAGAUUUGUGUUAUUAUUGCAA